AUGAAUGAAACUAAUUUAAAGUUUAAAUUUAAAAAAAAAAAAGAUAAAAAAAUAAAACUUCAAAGCUUUUUCCCACAAUUCAUCUUAUCAUUACUUGACUUUUCCUAUUUCUUCACAACUCAACUACAAAUCUCACUUUUUUUCGGAAACCGUGAUUUGUUCAUGUUCUUCUCUAACUCAGGCUACAGCAUUUUAUCAGAAUUUUCUGAUUUUCUUAUCAUUCACUUUUUUCAGUUAUUCAAUAGAACCUCUAAGUCUCUACAACUGCAUAGAUAG
Molecule: messenger RNA, 276 nt
Organism: Caenorhabditis elegans
Lineage: Eukaryota; Metazoa; Nematoda; Chromadorea; Rhabditida; Rhabditidae
Gene: R10A10.1
Exons: 1
Coding region: 1-276 (91 amino acids)
Source: RefSeq, marked reviewed